Eublepharis macularius is the source of this 1941-nucleotide messenger RNA. RefSeq names its product cyclic nucleotide gated channel subunit alpha 2 (gene CNGA2). Lineage: Eukaryota; Metazoa; Chordata; Lepidosauria; Squamata; Eublepharidae. The record is from RefSeq and is a predicted model, not a curated record. Gene Ontology annotation, cellular component: intracellular cyclic nucleotide activated cation channel complex; plasma membrane. The coding region runs from base 1 to 1941 and encodes 646 amino acids. Gene Ontology annotation, biological process: potassium ion transport; monoatomic cation transmembrane transport. Gene Ontology annotation, molecular function: protein-containing complex binding; voltage-gated potassium channel activity; cGMP binding. The transcript has 6 exons.
AUGGCCCCCAUGUGCCUGGGAAGCAUGGAAGCCCUGAUAAGGCAAUCAGGCGAUGAUGAUACGUCUUCAGAGCUGCAGCGGAUUGCUGCUUUGGAUGAGGCAGGCCAGCAAUCCGGCGCUGCCCGUCGUGGGAAAAGGGGUCUCGGCAGGAUAGCCCGGCUGGUGGUGGUGCUCAGGGAAUGGGCAAACAAAAGUCUGCGGGAAGAACAGGAGCGCCCGGAUUCUUUCCUCGAACGGUUCCGUGGGCCAGAUGUGCAGACCUUGACUGCCAGUAAUAAAGAACAAAGCCAGGGUAAAGAGGACGGCAAAAAGAAGAAAAAGCAGUGGGAUCUCUUUCUGGUGGAUCCUGCCGGGGACUGGUAUUACCGCUGGCUUAUGGUCAUUGCAUUGCCUGUUCUGUAUAACUGGUGCAUGCUGGUAGCACGAGCCUGUUUUACUGAGCUCCACAAACGGUAUUUGAUCCUGUGGCUGACUCUGGACUAUGUCUCUGAUAGCAUCUAUCUUAUUGACAUUGUCAUCCGGCUGCGUACAGGUUUCCUUGAGCAGGGCUUACUCGUCAGAGACCUCAAGAAGCUGGGUGAUAAAUAUGUCGCUACCUUACAAUUUAAGCUUGAUAUUCUCUCCAUCGUACCUACUGAUUUGGCUUACUUUGCCACAGGCUUAGGCCGGCCUGAGAUACGCUUCAAUAGGCUGCUACGCUUCUCCCGUAUGUUUGAGUUCUUUGAUCGUACUGAGACAAGGACCAGCUACCCAAACAUCUUUCGGAUCAGCAACCUAGUGCUAUACAUCUUGGUCAUCAUCCAUUGGAAUGCCUGCAUUUAUUAUGCCAUUUCUAAGUCCAUUGGCUUUGGAGAAGACACCUGGGUUUAUCCAAAUAUAUCAGAUCCAGAGUAUGGAUAUCUGACAAGGGAGUAUAUCUAUUGUCUCUAUUGGUCUACACUGACCUUGACAACCAUUGGAGAGACUCCUCCUCCUGUGCGUGAUGAAGAGUACCUCUUUGUCAUCUUUGACUUCCUGAUUGGAGUUCUCAUCUUUGCUACAAUUGUGGGAAAUGUGGGUGCCAUGAUCUCCAACAUGAAUGCCACCAGAGCAGAAUUCCAGGCCAAGAUUGAUGCUGUUAAACACUACAUGCAAUUUCGCAAAGUGAGCAAGGAUAUGGAGGCCAAGGUCAUUAGGUGGUUUGAUUAUCUCUGGACCAAUAAGAAAACCAUGGAUGAAUGGGAAGUGCUCAAGAACCUACCCGACAAGUUGCGAGCAGAGAUAGCCAUUAAUGUCCACCUAGAGACUUUGAAGAAAGUGAGGAUAUUCCAGGACUGUGAGGCUGGGCUCUUGAUAGAACUAGUGCUGAAGCUCCGUCCUCAGGUUUUCAGCCCAGGAGAUUAUAUUUGCCGAAAGGGGGACAUUGGUAAGGAGAUGUAUAUCAUCAAAGAAGGGAAACUGGCUGUGGUGGCUGAUGAUGGCGUGACUCAGUAUGCUUUGCUGACUCCAGGAUGCUGCUUUGGUGAGAUCAGCAUUCUCAACAUCAAAGGGAGCAAAAUGGGGAACAGGCGGACAGCAAACAUACGUAGCAUUGGCUACUCUGACCUCUUCUGCCUGUCAAAGGAGGACCUCAUGGAGGCAGUGACCGAGUACCCGGAUGCCAAGAAAGUCCUGGAGGAACGUGGCCGUGAAAUUCUGGUCAAGGAAGGGCUGUUGGAUGAAGCAGCAGCAGCUGAAAGUGUGGAAGGGAAUGUGGGACAGAAGUUGGACAGGCUGGAAGGCAGUCUGGAGACACUGCACACCCGCUUCUCCCGGCUAUUGGCUGACUAUGAUGCUGCCCAGAUGAAACUCAAACAGCGCAUAACCUUCUUGGAGACCAAACUGAAGAAAUACAACCAGGAUGACUUUUUCUCUGAUGCUUCUGACAAUCCACAAGAGGAUGAGGUGAAAAACAAACCAUGA